Messenger RNA from Aspergillus calidoustus, 3407 nucleotides. Lineage: Eukaryota; Fungi; Ascomycota; Eurotiomycetes; Eurotiales; Aspergillaceae. The record is from the annotation of a GenBank genome assembly.
CUCCCAUGGGAUGAUUAAACCAUCUUUUGCUUCUUUCCCUUUCCAAAUAUACUCAGUAGCGCCUUCCUCUUACGGCCGCCGAUCGUACCUUCCUCAUAACUCUUUUGUAUCCAGUACCGCAGAAAUGGAAAGAACGACCGUCAGUCGGAGAUAGCGGAGACACGAGACAAAUAACAAAGACGACAUCCAGAACAUUCUCCAUGGAGUUGGCACUCUUAUACUUCAUGUUCAGAUGCCGACCUUGCCAAGAACGCCAUCUCCGACUCUUUUGCGGGGAUCGGGGAGACUCCCCGUGGCGCAUCUGGAACUCCGCGUCGGACAUGGAUUUACUCCAAUAAUCCGAUUUGAUGACGUGGGACAGCUGUGUAACUACCGGCGCUAUUGUGCGUGUAUCCAGUGUGGGGUGAGGGGCAGCUCACUAGAUCAGAGUCCACGGUUGAAGGCCACAAGAUCCUUGCAAGUGAUCGCAAGUUCUUCAUUCUCUGUCUUUUCAACAUCUUUUGUUAAGUCGCUAGACGUCGGUACUCAUGAUGCCCGAAAUACUCAAUUCCAAACUGUUAGACCACGGCUGGACGUUCAAAGAUGCAAGCGAUGACAAACCAGAAUCAUGGUUGCCCGUGUCCAAAGUCCCCUCAGUCGUCCACCUCGACCUCCUCGACAACGGCCUCAUUCCGGAUCCGUUCGUCGGCCUCAAUGAGCAGAAAGUCGAAUGGGUCAGCUAUCGAGAUUGGGUCUAUCGCACGACGUUUGCGACACCUUCGAGCCAUUCCCUGGAUACGCGGCACAGUCUUGUCUUUGAGGGCCUGGAUACCUUUGCGUUGGUGAGGUUGAAUGGCAGUGUGAUUCUCCAAUCUGAUAACAUGUUUAUCCCGCACCGAGUUGAUAUCACGGAUGCGGUAUCAAGCGAUCCGAACGAAUCGAACGUUUUGGAGAUCGUCUUCGAUUCUCCCGUUCGCCGCGGCCGGGAAGUUGUCAAGAGCCAUCCCGAGCAUCGGUAUAUUGCGCAUCAGACAGAAGUCGGCCGUCUGGGCGCGCGGAAAGCGGCAUAUCACUGGGGCUGGGAUUGGGGCCCAAUUCUGGUGACGUCGGGUCUGUGGAGACCUGUUCGACUGGAGACAUACGUGGAUAGGAUUGAUGAUUUGUGGAUGCAGAGCACUGUUGCAGAGGACCUUUUAUCGUGCUCGGGGACACUUCAUGUGCGGACCGAGUAUCCCGGGGCUGGAAGGGUGCGAUUUGAGUUGCGAGACCAAGAGACUGUCGUUUUUGAGGCAGAUGUCGAUGUGAAUCCCAAUGGGACAGCGGAAGCCAGAUUUGAGCUUGAUAAUCCUGCUUUGUGGUAUCCUCAUGGAUACGGAGAGCAGAGGAGGUAUGAGUUCGGGGCAAAGCUGUUCAAGGGGCAGACCCUACUGCAUAAAGUGUCGAAGAAAGUGGGCUUUCGUCGAGCUGAGUUGGUGCAGGAGAAGGAUGAGCAUGGCCAGUCGUUCUACUUUCGAAUCAACAAUGUCGACGUAUUUUGCAGCGGAUCGAACUGGAUACCUGGAGAGAGCUUCUUGCCUCGGCUAACAGACGCUAAGUAUCGGGACUGGCUGAAGCUUAUGGUUGAGGGCAACCAGAAUAUGAUCCGCAUCUGGGGUGGCGGUGUCUUUGAGCCAGAGAUAUUCUACGAGACGUGCGACGAACUCGGCAUCUUGGUGUGGCAGGAUUUCCUCUUUGCCUGCGCCUCUUACCCAACGUACCCCGAGUAUCUUGAAUCAGUUGAGCAGGAGGCUCGAGCUAAUGUCAGGCUACUCCGUCACCAUCCCUCUAUCGUUAUAUACGCCGGCAACAACGAGGACUAUCAAAUCCAGCAGACAUACAACCUGACCUACGACUACGAAACCGACAAGGAUCCGAACUCAUGGUUGAAGUCAUCCUUCCCGGCACGCUAUAUCUACGAGUAUCUUCUACCCAAGGUAGUAGAAGAAGAAUGCCCUGGGCUCCCUUAUCACCCAAGCAGCCCAUGGGGAGGUGGCAAGCAUACUACCGACCCGACAAUUGGAGAUAUACAUCAGUGGGAUGGUACGCAUUUGUCUUCUCUAAUCUUAAUGGUUUUGCUAAUGUCUAUAGUCUGGCACGGAACUAUGCAGCCCUACCAGAACCUUGCCUCGAUGGGCGGCCGGUUCGUUAGCGAGUUUGGCAUGGAAGGGUAUCCACAUAUGCAUACAAUUGACACCUUCUUCGAUAACCUCGACGAGAAGUACCUUCAGUCGCUGACAAUGGACUUUCGCAAUAAAGCUCGAGAUCAUGAACGUCGACUAGGCUCAUACAUACUGCAAAAUUUUAGAAUCAAGCAGGAUUUCAAGUCUUACCUAUAUCUCUCUCAACUCGCCCAAUCCGAGACUAUGACCUUUGCCUACCGCAGCUGGCGACGCGACUGGGGCCAAACGAAGAACCGUCGAUGCGGCGGCAUCCUCGUCUGGCAGUUGAACGAUUGCUGGCCCACGAUAUCCUGGGCGGUCGUUGACUACUUCCUGAUUAAGAAGCCCGCGUUUUACGCCAUAGCACGAGCCUCUCAGUCCCUAGCCAUUGGAGCCUCUCGCACGUAUCACGAAUGGGUCUCCGGACACGCCCGACCACCCACCACCUCGCGUUUCGACGUCUGGGUUGCCAGUAACAGACUGGAAGCUGUAUCCGCUAGUAUAGAAGUGCGAUAUAUCUCAAUUACCACAGGAAAAGACGUCAAACCCCCUUCUAUAUUCCGCAACGUUGAAAUAAACCCCAACGGAACAACGGACAUCCUCACUGAACACCUAAACUACACCGAACCCCCAUACACCACCCCGAUCGUCAUCUCCGCAACACUGACCGUCAACAAUUCAAUCAUAAGCCGGGACAUCGACUGGCCGCAGCCUCUCAAGUACCUCGACUUGAAAGACCGAGGCGUGACCGUGGAAUACCUCGCCGAGAAAAGCGCGAUUAGCGUUACGGCAGCUAAGCCGACUAAGGGCAUUGUCUUUGAAGAGAGGCCUGGCCUUUGGUUCGAGGAUAAUGGGUUUGAUGUUGUGCCGGGGGAUAAGAGGGUUAUUGCUGUUAAGGGCGUUGAGGGUGGUGAGGUGCCGCGGUGGACUCAUCUGGAGGCUGAUAGGGAGGAUGAUAGCAAGGCUGACAGGUGAGUGGUUGUGGUUAAAUGAGUAGUAAACAUAAUUUUAUGUCUUUGGUUUAUUUGACUACCUGUAAAGAUGCCAGAGACAACGACCAGAGCGCGCCAGACUCGCCAUGCGGCUCUCUCCGACUAAUUUACUAAAUCACACGCCAUUCCAGUCCUGGAUCUCGCAACAACCGGAUAAUGCAGCACAACAAACGGGUUUUAUCGUUUUGUUUGACACCCUUUUUACGAGACUUGAAUGAAGCGAAAAGAUAUCGAUUCC